AUGGGAAAAAAGAAACAAGUCCGCAAGUUCGGCGAAGUGAAACGAAUGCUCAAUCCAAAAGAUGACCGCUUGAAAGCAAAUCAAAAAGUUACCGAUGCUGCCAAAAAGGCCUCCUCUUCCGGACAACAAAUCACUCCGGACGGAACCAUCGUUCGCCAUAUCUCCACUCCUGCCUCAUCCAUGUUUUUCGAACAUAACACCCAACUUGGCCCACCAUACCGCAUUUUGGUCGAUACAAACUUUAUCAACUUUGCACUACAGAACAAAAUCGAGUUGGUUCAAGGAAUGAUGGAUUGUCUCUACGCCAAAUCCAUUCCAUGCAUUACUACUUGCGUUAUAAGCGAGUUGGAAAAGUUAGGACCGAAGUAUAGAAUAGCAUUGAGGGUAGCAAGAGAUCCAAGAUUCGAGAGAUUGGAAUGCAGUCAUAAGGGAACUUAUGCAGAUGAUUGUAUCAUUGAAAGAAUUACUAGUCAUAAAUGCUAUAUUGUAGCAACCUGCGACAGGGAACUUAGGAGAAGGGUAAGAAAGGUACCAGGUAUACCAUUGAUGUAUAUCGCAAGUAGACAGUUUAGGAUCGAAAGGCUACCUGAUCAGGGUAUGGCUUCAUAA
Messenger RNA from Ustilago hordei, 609 nucleotides. Its product is annotated as putative FCF1 - putative PINc domain nuclease. Gene Ontology annotation, cellular component: small-subunit processome; nucleolus. The transcript has a single exon. The record is from RefSeq and is a predicted model, not a curated record. Lineage: Eukaryota; Fungi; Basidiomycota; Ustilaginomycetes; Ustilaginales; Ustilaginaceae. The coding region runs from base 1 to 609 and encodes 202 amino acids.